Molecule: messenger RNA, 1260 nt
Organism: Phycomyces blakesleeanus NRRL 1555(-)
Lineage: Eukaryota; Fungi; Mucoromycota; Mucoromycetes; Mucorales; Phycomycetaceae
Product: C2H2-type zinc finger transcription factor
Exons: 2
Coding region: 130-1260 (376 amino acids)
Biological process (GO): regulation of transcription by RNA polymerase II
Cellular component (GO): transcription regulator complex; PcG protein complex
Molecular function (GO): RNA polymerase II cis-regulatory region sequence-specific DNA binding; DNA-binding transcription factor activity, RNA polymerase II-specific
Source: RefSeq, a predicted model, not a curated record
CUUUUGCUUCUUCUUUUGCUUCUUCUUUCUUCUUAUUGUUCUCAGCAUUCACAUCCUACUGCCUUGAUUUGUCCAUACUUUAUCUCUCACCAUUCACUCUUCAAUACUAAAAAUCGUUCUCUACAAAGAAUGCAAACUGACAUGCCCAAGCUUCCCUCAAUUAAACUUUUGUUAGACGUUGCCUUGGCAAGAGAUCAACCUACAUUGUCUAAAGAAGAGCAACACACACAACACACACAACAUCAACAACAUCAACAUCAACAUCAACAUCAACAGCAGCAACGCCAACGUCAUCAAUUUGGCCAUCGUCGCCAUGUAUCGGACCAAACAGCUGCGCUUCCUGGAUUGUCGCAAACAUACCAGAAGAGGAAACAGCCGACCUGGCCAAUGAUGCCCACUAUUCCAAUGUCCCCUCACGAACCACCUAUUGGCGGUCUGCCUGGACACAUGCAGAGCCUAUCACUAUCAGGCCACUCACCUGCGCCGGUCGAACCACGGUUGAGUGAGGACACUUUACCCAAUUUCUCAUUUGGCCCAAUGCACGCCCCUCGGCUACCACCCUCGAUGCUUCUCCAUCGACCAGCCAGAAAUAUGCACUCGAGAUCUUUUUCGGACUACAGCCAUCCUUAUACCCGUGGCGCAAACAAUGGUCCUUACCUAGCCCCCUUCACCACAAACAGCACAUCCACAUCUACCACACCCACUACCAUGACCAGCCAUCGCCGCGCAGUGUCCACAAAUACCUUUGAUCUCCCUCUCCCCAUUCGCCAAGAACUACCACCUACCCUUUGCUCUUCAUCUUCUGCCUCCACGAUCACCAGCAACCCUCCCCUCAGUCCAACCUUAUCCGCACCCCAGUCUCCUACAAGCGAAGAAUACAUUAGCUGCUAUUCGGACUAUUCUGAUGAGCCUCAAUCCCAGCCGCAGAAUAACAAUAAAAAUAACAAUAACAAUAACAAUAUAUCUGAAGAAGUAUCUAGUGCGACAAACAAGUAUCAUUGUCCUUACUGCAACAAGGGUUUCUCUCGGCCAUCUUCUCUGCGGAUUCACACCUAUUCCCACACUGGCGAAAAGCCAUUCGAGUGCCCGGAAGAUGGAUGUUCCCGGAAAUUCAGUGUUCAAAGCAACAUGCGCCGUCAUCUCCGCGUCCAUCGUCUCGGCCGUACCUUUAAACGAUCUUCUAACGACCGUAGUGAGCGACCUAUCCUUGCUCAGAAACCCAUUGCCGCAAAGCCCAGCUGGAUUGGUGUCAAGCAAUAG